AUGGGUGAAGAGCCUCGGGGCGUGCGCGCACAGCCAUGGCCGCGCGGAAUCGUACCCACGCGCGCCCCAGCCGGCACCCAGUUGCACGCGCACGACUCACCAGCAAGGCCAGAGGUUCGAAACCCGCCCGGGUCGGCCACUGCAGUUUGCUGUCGGGCUCCUACAUCCACUUACUCCGCUGCAGCCCGGGGUGCGGUGGCUCUUUUGCAAGAAGACGCUGCUACUGAGGGCCCAGGUGGCCCCCCACGACACCCUGGGUGUGCCCGGGCCCGGAAUCCUUCCCCCCAAGUUUCCUCUGCUGGACUCUGCUGGUUGCACACACUCGGUGCAAUUGAGUACGUUGCAAUUCCUCCUCCUCCUCCACCUUUUCCUCCUCCACUCGCUCCUCCUUUGGCUAUGGGGCCCGAUCACCCCACAGCCUGCAGCACCCGGCUGGUGGCUGGAAAAAGAAAUUGUCACUGCGAUGAUGGUCCCUGCCUCCCCUGCCCAGGCCCCGGGUGCCGCCUCCGCCUCUGCCUCCGCCCCCUCGACCGUGGCCGUGGCUUCCCGCAUUCUGUCUGCUGCAAAGCUCUCAGCUCAGCUCGCAGGUGGAAGGAAGGAAGCAGGCCCGGAUGUCUGCGGAGAGGAAAGUGGAGAGAUUUAUUUGGGCCCAUCUGCCAGGCAGCCUAUCAGAAUGACUUGGGUCAAGUAUGGCAGUGGGUGAGGAAAGACAUUAAAUAUCUCAAUGUUCAAGACAACUUCAAUGGAGAUACUCCCUUGAUUUGUGCCUGCAGGAAAGGGCACCUGAGAAUUGUCUCCUUCCUUUUAAGAAAUAAUGUGGAUGUAAACCUCACAAACCAGAAAGGAAGAACCUGUUUGCAUUAUGCAGUCAAGAAAAGAUUUAACUUCUUUGAUUAUCUACUUAUUAUCCUUUUAAUGCCUGUUCUGCUUAUUGGGUAUUUCCUCAUGGUAUCAAAGACGAAGCAGAAUGAGACGCUUACACGGAUGUUACUUGAAGCUGGUGUUGAAGUUAAUGCUGCAGACUGUUAUGGAUGCACUGCCUUACAUUAUGCGUGCGAAAUGAAAAAUCAGACUCUUAUCCCUAUACUUUUGGAGGCCCAUGCAGAUCCCAUGAUAAAGAAUAUGGAUGGUGAGAGUUCCCUGGAUAUUGCACGAAGAUUAAAAUUUUCUCAGAUUGAACUAAUGUUAAGGAAAGCAUCAUGAUUCUUGUGACUCCUCCAGAGAUGUAGAAAAAGCUCUAUGACAG
This is a messenger RNA of Suncus etruscus (white-toothed pygmy shrew), 1246 nucleotides long. RefSeq names its product ankyrin repeat domain 22 (gene ANKRD22). The record is from RefSeq and is a predicted model, not a curated record. The coding region runs from base 1 to 1203 and encodes 400 amino acids. Lineage: Eukaryota; Metazoa; Chordata; Mammalia; Eulipotyphla; Soricidae. The transcript is spliced from 7 exons. Gene Ontology annotation, molecular function: protein binding.